AUGCAAUCCAACGACGACAAGCGGAGAUGGAGCGACCUACCAAAUGAAGUAGUUCUCGACAUCGCUGGCGCUGCCGAAUUCGACUUUGCGAUGCUGUGCAAUCUGCAGCUCGUGGACCGGCGGCUGCACCACGUCCUCAAGACCUAUGAGCGCUCGCUGUGCAAAGGCUAUGCUGCCAACCAGCUGCUACAUGUCAUCCCCUACUUUCCGGACCUCGUAUCGCCGCAGUGUGGAACACGCAGCAAUGUCGGAUGCGUCUCUGGCCUCUCGUUCAGCUUAUUGGCAGAGGUCCAGCGUCGUUCUACAGCUCUGGCGACGUUGACCCGCGAAGUCUUCAGACUCGCGCCCGUAUGCUGCUGUCUUCACGGAUGGCACCAGAUAUUCAAGGCCGGGAUGCUGCUCCUCUACCGCCUGUCCGAACGUUGUAUGCACCCCACAGUCUUCGUUUUGGGCGGGAAGCUCAUGAAAACAGGGGACUAUGAUGAAAAAGUCAACUUCAUCAUGUCCAUGCCCCUCCACGCUCUUGUUACCAUCUUCGUCGCGCUCGCACAGAGCAUCCGGGCGGCGCAAAUCGGCGGCAGCGGUCUCAUCCACCGGGACUCGCAGCCUGACGACCCGUCAGCUCGCAGCGACAUCCACCUUGUGUUCGAAGAUCUUGUUCUCCAGGCCGGUCCGGAGCUUGUGAUAGACACGCUGAACCACGACAAGAGGGCAGAGCACGUGCUCAAAGUCCGAUACACCAGCCUCGAAGAGAUGCAGACGGACGACGUAGACGGCACGCCGCCGCGCAAGUCGUUCAUUUCCCAGCUCAAGCGAGCGUUCGCAGCCGAAUGCGAAUGCCGCAUCAGUGAGGUAAUGAGCAAGGCGAUGGAACUGGCGCAGACCAGGCCGCUGCGGAACAUGGAGGAAGCCGAUGUCAUCAAUCUAGUGCGAUUCGACGAGGAAGUCGGAUACCGCGGAUGA
Messenger RNA from Lasiodiplodia theobromae, 963 nucleotides. RefSeq lists its product as uncharacterized. Lineage: Eukaryota; Fungi; Ascomycota; Dothideomycetes; Botryosphaeriales; Botryosphaeriaceae. The coding region runs from base 1 to 963 and encodes 320 amino acids. The transcript is spliced from 4 exons. The record is from RefSeq and is a predicted model, not a curated record.